Molecule: messenger RNA, 3169 nt
Organism: Dromaius novaehollandiae (emu)
Lineage: Eukaryota; Metazoa; Chordata; Aves; Casuariiformes; Dromaiidae
Product: NELL2-interacting cell ontogeny regulator 1-like
Exons: 6
Coding region: 308-592 (94 amino acids)
Source: RefSeq, a predicted model, not a curated record
AUGAAAUCUCUGUGUAAUGCUAUGAUUUGACAAAAAGAGAGUUAACUGCCUUUUUUGUUGAGACUCUUGUGCUGGGUGUUUCUGAGAUUUAGGAAGUUAUCCGUGCAUCUGUAAUGCUAGUGGUAUGGUUCCAAUUGCCAUUGUAUUUCACCGACUGUCAACCCCUGAUAGAGUGUAUUCUCACGGAAUCUUCCCAGAUUCAUACAAUGGGAGACCAUCACUGAGUUUGAUGGCAAGAAGAUCAGGCAUAAUAGGAAGACACUGAAGACAGGAAUGUGGCCACCAGGGAGAAGCACCCGUUCCCAAGAUGCUGGUGCCCUGCCUCCUGAGAAGAGCUGUCCUUACAGUACCUUUAAUUUUUCUGCUUGCACUGCUCCUCAUGGAGCCUGUUAGAGCUGAUCAAGAAGCGGGAACAGCCAUACCAGCUGAAAGCCGUCCCUGUGUUGACUGCCAUGCAUUUGAGUUCAUGCAGAGGGCUCUGCAGGAUUUAAAGAAGACAGCAUAUAAUCUAGACACACGGACAGAAACACUGCUUCUUCAGGUGGAAAAAAGAAAUCUGUGUGACUGUGUAACUGCAAAUCUGAUAAACUGAAUCCUGGAGGCCAGCCAAGGAGUGUCACCUGUUCAGCGAUUUUUAAAAAGCAGCUGUAUAAAAUACAGCUUUAUGGAGUUCAUUUUGCAAGCAUGUAUGCCCCAAUGUACUGAGGAAAUUGGGGGGUUGUGUCUUAUGUGUUUGUUUGUUGUUUUUUUUUUAAAGUCCUCUCUUUUCACAUCCACUGGGUUGUCAGUAAAGGAUCAGUUCAAUAAAUCUGUUACUUGGUGUCAGAAUGGGGGAAAAAUCUACUUGCUUUGAUUUUUAAAUCAGAGUUGGCCAAGUGUAACCCACAGGAUAAAUAUGGCCAGCAGUGUUCUAGAGACACUUGCAGCUGAUUUUUGUGUCUAAUGUCAACGUAUCUCUGUGGCAACUUACCCAAUUAUACUGAGAAGGGGACUUGUGGUCUCUGUCGGUUUUGCCUCUUUGUUAAAGAUGAUGGAAGUCCUUUUUGCUUGUUAUGUGUACUGUGACCAUAUUCAGACAUGUUGCAGUUCUGUCAGCUGUAAUGAGGUAUGCGUCAUGAGGAGGUACGUGUGCUGUAGUUGGACCAAAAUGGCCUAUAUCCUAGUGUGGAGUCUUCUGGUAUCCUGGGUAAGAGUAUCAUCCUUUUAAUUAAAACCUUGCAUUUCUUCCUCUCAUCCUCCUCGACAAACCACUUUAAAACCAUCAAUCUACAAAUAGCUCUACCUUAGCAGGUUAAAUGGGUUGAAUAGAAAAAUAGAAAAAGGAGAAUAAGACCAUGACUAGGCAGCCUUGCCAGUUCCAGCUGUACCAAGAUGUUACCACCAGCAGCUGCUCAGGACCACAAUGCAGAAGGUUACAAACUCCAUGUAUUGCCAAGGAGUUUUUUCGUAUGAGUGUUCUUUACUUUACUUCAGGUGAAACACAGUGGUUAGGUCAAUCAAAUUUUGUUCAUUCUGUGAUAUUGUAAGGACUAAACUGUAAACUUUUGAAUCUCUCCUUGUAGUUGUCUUUGGAAGCAGCUAUUUUGUUUCAGGCAUGAAGAAAGAGUUGUGUACCUGAAAGCUGAGCUGAUUUUUUCCCCAACACUAUCAUUUUGUUCUAAGAUACUAUGCCUACCUACAAGUCUGAAUGAAGCUGAACAGUUUGAGUAGAUGCUCUUGAGUUUGUUUGACAUGAUUUGCAGCCUUCUUAGACCACUCCAACCGUCGGGCUGCAGAGUGCUGGCUAACUGGCAUGGGGAGUGGAAGGGAGCUGGACAUCUGAAGGUCAAAACCUCUUCAGCUGAAUUUGGGAGAAGGUGCCUGUCUGCAGCCUCACCUCCCUAACUAAAAUGGCAGGACUUUACUGGAAGUGAAUUAGAGAGGAGUCACAGAAGCUGCUCUGGCAGUGCAGCUGUAGGUGUGGUAGCAAACAAUUGGCAGAGUAGGGGAACACAAUAGACUGCCUGAGUGGUUUGCAAAAUGAAUUUCUGUCCACAGUUAAACCGGGUUUGGAAACCCAAUUUCUUCACACUGAGGAGUCCAGCAUGCCCUUCUGGAUGGGAUCAGGACAAUAAGCCAGCACAGAAGUUCAUUGUGAAUGGGAGAGGAAGGAAAAAAAUAAAGCAAGCCUUUUCCCUGUGCUUCAGAAAGCCACUCCUUCUCAUCCCUUAGGAACAAACAGCUUUACAAAGCCUCUGAAUUCUGGGUAUCCCCACUGCCUGAUGGCAGGACCAGUGCAGAGACCGCUCCACAGGCAGGAGAAAGCACUGCUUUAUGAAGGGAAAGAAAUGGGACAGCGAACCCCAUCACAUGCCUACUGCCAGUAAGCUUCGCUGUGCCCAAGGAGGAGCUAUGCAAUUACUCAGAAAUUUGGGUGUCAUAUGUAGUGUACAAAAUCAGUCCUGACCAGAGGAAGAUGACUGCUGUACCUAGCUUUCACUCCUUGCCUCUGCUUCUGCCUUGGCUUUUGCUCAGGCCGCUGCCCUGGCUGCCUGUCUGCGCUGACCGUUGGAUGUGCUGAUCAUCACUCCUGUGCCAUAGUGACAGCAAUUACAGCAGUGCACUCCAUAGUAGCACACUUGUGCAGGUCAAAAAUGUCAGAGGACGAUUGUAUGUUGUUGUGCUCGUGGUACUGAGCUGGGAAUUGUUCUUAUAUGUCCUUAUGUCUUUGAAGCCCCUGGCACUGUUUUGCCUCUUGUCCCUCUUCAUCUUCACAUACAGUAUUUUCUCUGCACUCUGCAAGCCUGGCAUAUUUUUAACAUGAGAAGAGGAAGUGCAAGGGCUAGAAAGGGUUUGUACAAACAAACUGACUUUCUCUUCCAGUCAUCCUUAAAAUCUGCCACUGUGCCUCCUACAAGAAGUGCAUUUUUUUUCUCAAUAUCCAAAGGUCACUGCUAAAUCCAAACCGUUGUUUUGUAUGUAUUUAACAGGGCCAUCAGAACCUGCAUGUGGCCUUCUUACUGUACACCUUGUCCUGUUUUAUUCCCUAUACUGCAUUUUGUAGUGGUCUCUUGCUUUGUGACUGCACUGAAAGCUGUUUGGGGCAAAGAUCUUAUGUUAAUAGCACUGGAAGUUGGCCAUCCCACCUUCAGCUGUUGUGAACUUAUUAAAUAAAAAUCAAUGUAAAAUA